Messenger RNA from Vitis riparia (riverbank grape), 4420 nucleotides. RefSeq lists its product as uncharacterized. The record is from RefSeq and is a predicted model, not a curated record. NCBI's taxonomy places the organism in Eukaryota, Viridiplantae, Streptophyta, Magnoliopsida, Vitales, Vitaceae.
AUUAUUUAUUGACUAUCAAAGGGCGUAGGAUUGGGGUAUACUGGAAUUGGAACAGUGAAGAAUUUUCCAAAUUUUGAUUCCAAAGAUUAGUGUACGAAAUAGAGUAGGAAUGGAGUAAUGCCAUUUUAUGGGUUUAGAGAGAGAAAGGGAAACAUUGCACUGGCGAAGCGCUUAGACUUUCAGUUGAUUGAGCUGUGAUUUGGGUGGGGAGCAUCGGAUUAUUAUGUGAAGACUGAAGACGAAGCCCUAGCAAUCAUGUUCACAGAAGGUCUUGACAAGAAUGCAGUUCGAUGGGUCAGGGAGAAGGAGCUUUCACACUCGAUUUCGAACCCGAUUCAUCGGAUAGAUCCGGUUCGAGGUGCGGGUCGGGGGUUCGGGCUGCCACCGCCAUCUAAAUUCCGGAGUGGGCACUUGCCAUCGAGGACAAUUCCGGUGUCCAGAACUAUUCCUGGUGAUAAUGAUGAUAUUGAGUCAGGCUCAGACAAUGACAAUGAUCUAACCACAGAUUCGGAAGAGGAGGUUUAUGGUGGAAGGUACUCUCUGGAUUCAUCGCCACCAGAUAACAAGAUUCCGAGCAAUGCUGCUCAUGGAUAUGGGAAGCCCUCACAAGGUCAGCCGCGUUAUGCAAGCGAUUCCAUGUAUUCAGAUGUUAGUUCUUCAAUUGAUGUUAGUUCUUCAAUGGAGACUGUGGGGCGAGGGUAUGGGAAUGUGGCUGAGAGAUUGCUAAGGGGAAAUGGAAGGUACCCAGUUGCGCAGAAUGGUAAUGGUUUCACGGAGGAUGAGUCAUCAGAUUCUGCCGCUAGUUCAGAAUUUUCAACAACUCAAGUGGGGAGCAUUAAUGGUGGUUUGCCUCGGAGAGGAUCGUAUGCUUCUGAGGGAUACACAUCCAGUGUUCCUUCCUGGGUGAAUGCAGGAAGGGCCACCAAAAAGGAUUCACAUGCCAAAACCCUGCCAAAAGAGAGUUUUUCUGAUGGUGAUGACGAUGUUCCCAGUGCACCUCCCUUCUGUGGUUCAGGUCAGAAAAUUAACGAAAGUGCCAAGCAAGUUUCACCCUCUGGAGAACAGAGCAAACCUUGUGCAGCAGGUUCACAUGGGUUCUCAACUAAAAAUGGGCCAGAUACAUUAAGAAGUGUGCCUGGAUUUAAUUCAGAGGAUAAAACUGGAAUGGGGAUUCCUGACAAGUUUGUGAGAACUACUGCUAGUGCUGAAGCUGAUGUGCCUUCUAGUUCUCACCCUGCUCGCCUCCCUACAUUUCAUUGCUCAGGGGCAUGGCAUGCCGUGAUCGCAUAUGAUGCAUGUGUACGACUUUGCCUUCAUGCUUGGGCAGGGGGGUGCAUGGAUGCUCCCAUGUUUCUGGAAAGUGAAUGUGCUCUGUUGCGAAAUGCAUUUGGUUUGCAGCAAGUGUUAUUACAAUCAGAGGAGGAACUAUUGGUGAAGCGCUCUUCAGAACUUGCUAGUGAGGGAACUGUACCAAAACCUAAGAAAAUUAUUGGGAAGAUGAAGGUGCAAGUUCGUAAGGUGAAAAUGUCCCUGGACCCACCCAGUGGCUGCAGCAUGUCAUCUUUAAGGGCACCAACGAUAAAACUGGAAUCACUCCGAUAUCGAUUAUCCAAUUUGCGGUCAACAUUCUCUUCUGGAUGGCAAGCACUUCGGAGGAUUCAUGUUGUGGCUCGUAUACCUGCAAAUGGUUCUUUCUCAAGAAAGAGCUUGGCAUAUGUGCAUGCCAGUAGUCAGUAUAUAAAACAGGUGUCUGGGCUCCUGAAAACUGGUGUAACAACUCUACGCAGCAGUCCAUCAUCUUACGAAGGUGUACAAGAAACAUACUCUUGUAUGUUGAGAUUGAAAAGUUCAGCUGAAGAGGAGGCCAUCCGAAUGCUACCUGGAUCUGGUGAAACCCAUGUCUUCUUUCCAGAUAGUCUAGGAGAUGAUCUGAUCCUUGAAGUUAAGGACUCCAAGGGGAAGCAUUUUGGUCGUGUCCUUGCUCAAGUGGCUACUAUUGCUGAAGAUCCAGGUGACAAACUACGUUGGUGGUCUAUUUAUCAUGAGCCAGAGCAUGAACUUGUUGGGAAAAUACAACUCUACAUAAAUUAUUCAACAAGUUUGGAUGAAAAUAACCUUAAGUGUGGCUCUGUAGCCGAAACUGUGGCAUAUGACCUGGUACUUGAAGUUGCCAUGAAAAUUCAGCAUUUUCAACAGAGAAAUUUAUUAAUCCAUGCCUGGAAGUGGUUACUGACCGAGUUUGCAUCAUAUUAUGGUGUUUCUGAUGUAUACACCAAGCUGAGGUAUUUAUCUUAUGUCAUGGAUGUGGCUACACCUACAGCUGAUUGUCUGACCUUAGUAUAUGAUUUGUUGUUGCCUGUCAUCAUGAAGGGCCACAGUAAGAGUACAUUGAGUCAUCAAGAGAACCGAAUCUUAGGAGAAAUCAAGGAUCAAACUGAACAGAUCCUUGCACUAGUUUUUGAGAAUUAUAAGUCACUUGAUGAGUCAUCUGCUUCUGGGAUUAUAGAUGCUUUCAGGCCAGCAACUGGGCUUGCUGCUCCUGUGUUGGAACCUGCUGUAAAGCUGUACACACUUCUUCAUGACAUCUUAUCUCCUGAAGUACAAAAUCAUCUAUGCCACUAUUUCCAGGCUGCUGCAAAGAAAAGAUCAAGAAGGCACUUGGCUGAGACUGACGUUGUUUCCAACAAUAGUGAAGGCAGUAUACUUGAUGCACUUACAGUUUCCAUUGCCUACCAGAAGAUGAAAUCUCUUUGCUUGAACAUUCGAAAUGAAAUUUACACUGAUAUAGAGAUCCACAACCAACAUAUACUUCCCAGUUUUAUAGACCUUCCAAAUCUGUCUUCAUCCAUAUAUAGCACAGAGCUUUCCAGUAGAUUGCGAGCCUUUCUCAUUUCAUGCCCUCCACCAGGCCCUUCACCUCCUGUAACAGAACUUGUCAUCGCAACAGCAGAUUUUCAGAGGGAUCUUGCGAGCUGGAACAUAAAUCCUAUCAAAGGUGGAGUUGAUGCUAAAGAGUUGUUCCACUUGUAUAUUGUCAUCUGGAUUCAAGAUAAGCGCCUCUAUUUGCUUGAAUCAUGCAAAUUAGACAAGGUAAAAUGGUCAGGGGUCAGAACUCAACAUUCUACUACUCCUUUUGUUGAUGAUAUGUAUGAUCGAGUGAAAGAGACUCUGAACGAUUAUGAAGUCAUCAUUUCUCGGUGGCCAGAAUAUACCUUCGUUUUGGAGAAUGCUAUUGCUGAUGUGGAGAAGUCAAUAGUGGAUGCUUUAGAGAAGCAGUAUGCAGAUGUUUUACUGCCGUUGAAGGAAAAUUUGGCACCUAAGAAAUUUGGCCUUAAAUAUGUUCAAAAGCUUGCUAAACGAUCUGUGUGUCAGUACAUUGUCCCUGAUGAGCUUGGAAUUCUUUUGAAUUCCAUGAAGAGGAUGCUCGAUGUAUUGCGCCCCAAGAUAGAAACUCAGAUCAAGUCAUGGGGUUCUUGUAUCCCUGAUGGUGGAAAUACAGCACCUGGAGAGCGCCUCAGUGAAGUAACAGUGAUGCUAAGAGCCAAGUUUAGAAACUACCUGCAAGCGGUUGUGGAAAAACUUGCUGAGAAUACAAGGUUGCAGAGUGCUACAAAAUUGAAAAAGAUACUCCAGGAAUCAAAGGAAACUGUGGGUGAAUCAGAUGUACGAAGUAGAAUGCAACCACUGAAAGACAUGCUGAUUGAAACAAUAAAUCACCUUCAUACGGUCUUAGAGACUCAUGUCUUUAUUGCAACAUGUCGGGGCUAUUGGGACCGAAUGGGACAAGACAUUUUAAGUUUCUUGGAGAACAGGAAGGAAAAUAGAUCUUGGUAUAAAGGUUCACGGGUUGCAGUAUCGAUUCUGGAUGACAUCUUUGGAUCACAGCUGCAGCAGCUGCUGGGUAAUGCACUGCAAGAGAAGGAUGUAGAGCCACCAAGAUCUAUUAUGGAAGUGCGGUCAAUGCUGUGCAAGGAUGUUCCGAAUCACAAGGACAACACUUACUAUUAUUAGGCCAGAUGAUGGUGUGUAAAUAUGGAUGGGAGAAGAGGAUAAAUGAUAAAAUAGAAGGAGCACAAGAAAGCUGGGAGAUGGAAUCGGAUGGUCUUAUUCUUAUUUGCCAUCCAAACUGCGGGCGCAGCCAGUUUUGUAAAGGGAGCAAUUGACUUGGCUGCUCCACAUUCACAGGGCUGGGCUCUCUAAGAGGGUUUUCAUUUUUAUAUGAUAUAGAACACUGGGAAUAUUCCCAUAUCUUUAUAGUACCGUAUAUAUUAGAUAAUAGGUUUGCUUUCUCAAUUUUGUUCGACCUUUCUGUUAUACUCAGUGCCACCAAACGUUCUUACAGAUAACUAGACAAAUGCUAAUAGCAAAGUGAAUUAAUUGAUCACAAAGCAUGUGCAUGUGUUUUUGCUGGUUAUUGCCA